Molecule: messenger RNA, 1576 nt
Organism: Penaeus vannamei (Pacific white shrimp)
Lineage: Eukaryota; Metazoa; Arthropoda; Malacostraca; Decapoda; Penaeidae
Source: RefSeq, a predicted model, not a curated record
GCUACGACCCGCGGCGGUGUCCGAGCCGGGGCGCGACCGCCGGCCCAGCGUCACCAUCACGUCGCCUGGCUCUCCGGAGACCUAUCGGAUAAGAAGCCAUUCCCCUUCGAUCUCGGGGAAGCUACAGCUCAAGCUAUGGUUCGAGCCGGCCAACCAGCAGCUCGUGGUGACCAUCGUCAGCGCCGUGGACCUUCCUCCCAGGGCCACGGGCCACCCCAGGAACCCCUACGCCAAGAUGUUUCUUCUUCCAGACAGAAGUGAGAAGUCCAAACGAAGAACCAAGCCCAUAACCAACAGCCUGGACCCGCGCUGGAACCAGACCUUCAGCUACUGCCCGCUCCGCCGCGCCGAGCUCAAGUACCGCUCGCUGGAGAUCACGGUCUGGGACUACGAUCGCUACGGCGCCAACGACUUUCUCGGCGAGGUGGUGGUGGACCUGAACGCGGCGCCCCUGGAUGACGAGCCUGAGUGGUACUACCUUUCAUCCCACGAAGAUGCUCUCCCGCCACACAUGCGUCGCAGCAUGUACGUGGACACGGAGUCAGCGUCGACCAACCCCUCGACGGACCACCUGUCCCCCCCUUCCACUACCUCUCGUCUUAGCGAGUCCGACAUGAGCGACCUUGACCUUGAAGACUCACUCCAUCGAGAACGACGGACCGACGGCGCCUCCAUCAGCAGCGUGGGCUCCUCCUCCAGCCCGCCGCCUGAGGACCGCCAGAUGGUCAUCAGCUCCGGCCUGGACCACCGCUCGCGGCGAGACACCACCUCCCCUCCCGGGCGUCGACGCAUCGCUACCAUCGUGGGACGCGAAGACCUCAGAUACCGCUCCAAGGACCCGGGUCUUCCCACUCACUCCUCCCGCGCCCGUAGCCAGUCCGCGGCGCCCACAGACUCGCCUUCUCUGCACGUGUCUCGCUCACGCAGCAAGUCUCCUCGACGCGCGCCCGAGCAGCCCGCUAGUCGCUCCCUCUCCCCUCCCGAGGCCAGGCCGGGCUACGGAGGGUCCGGAAGGAUGCCAUCUCGGAGUGCCACCGCGACGCCCACGGGGUCACCCAAGAAGCGGCAGUUGCCCCAGAUCCCAUCGGCGCUCCAGCUCUCCUCCAGGGACAAGGUCACGCAGGACCUCGAGGAGCGAGCGAGGCAGAUGAAGAUGAGGAUGCGGCAGAUGCAGUCCUUCAGGCCCGGAGGCUCUGGCUCCGACUCAGAGCUGGGCAUGAGGACCCACGACAGGUACUACCGGGGCCGGGGCGGUCUCGUCUCGCCCGAGAGGGACCCGGAGCGCGACUGCGGGGACUCUGUCAGCGACAUAGAGAGCGUUGUUAGUGCCUUCUCCACCCAGAGCGAAAGGCCGCGUGGGACCAGGAAGUUUAGUGAGUUUAGCCAACGGGAGACCGCAUACGGAUCCAUGGGCGUGAACUACGGCGGAACAAGUAAGCGGGGUCAGCUGGGCAGGAGCCGGUCCACCAGCGAGGUCCCCGAGACAGAAAAAACUGAUGGCAGCCUGAGCGGACUCCUGCGGCUGUGCCUAGCUCACAUGCGUGGGCCUCCAAGAAGGAGCGCAGGAGAGCCUUGA